Anisakis simplex (herring worm) is the source of this 1947-nucleotide messenger RNA. The record is from the annotation of a GenBank genome assembly. Lineage: Eukaryota; Metazoa; Nematoda; Chromadorea; Rhabditida; Anisakidae.
AUGUCAUCUUCACAUCCACCACCCGAUUGUGCAUUGCAGUUACCUUCAUGGGAUGAAUUCGAUCCAACCGAAGAACUGGAUUAUAACGAAUCUGAUUUGGAGAAUGAUGAACAUAGCAGCAGUAGCCCGAAGGAUCAACAGCCAGUCACUAUUGGUCCUACGCUUCCACGUGGAUUCGAUAUGGGCGCGUCAACGUCACCAUCACCGUCCUCAUCGCGAAUUCGUAGUGCGGAUGAACGCGAGCAGAGAUCAUCUGUACCGCCAGAUGUGAAGCAUUCGAUAAAAGCGGUGAACAGUAGUGGAGAUGAAAACAAUACUAACGAUAGUGGUGGUGAUAACAGGAUUAAUAAUAACAAUGGGAAACAAGUAUCAUCAACAUCCUUCUUUGAUCAGCUACCAAGCAGUCUUCCGCAACAUUUUGAUGAGCAUGAUCAACCAUGCUCGUCGAAUGCAUCUUCUUCUCGACCACUCGGACCGGCUUUGCCGCCCGGUUUCAUGCUGAAUGAUGGCCACAAUGAAGAGGAUGAUCCUGAAGAUCCGGGUGAUCCAGAAGAUCCAGACGAAAAUGAUUCUCGAUCGAAGGUACCAAAUUUAUGCUCUUCAGAAGGGCGAAUGAGUGAGUCAGUGAAUCGUCCGUCCGCAUCUGCUCUAUCAUCAUCAUCCGCUCGAAUCGGCCCGAUAGGACCGGCUGUUCCACCGGGAUUUGGCGAUUGUUCGCCAUCGCUUCCUGACGACGAGAUUCGACCACGUCUUCAAGGUCACUUCACCUCUUCAACGAUGCCUCCACCAGAACCCGAGGAAACGAGAGGUGUACCGAGUUGGUCGUCGUCAUCGAGAUUGAGCAACGCUCGAUCUGAUUCAAGAACCAUUAUUGGACCUGUCGUGCCUGACCUCCUACCGACUGUUUCACAUCAUCAGCAAAGAGGGGCAGAUGAAGAAGAGGGUGAAGGAGACGAAGAAGAGGAAGGAACAUAUGGGCCAACAGUUCCACCGGAUCUGAAUCCGUCAACGUCGCAUCAGAAGACAUUAACAUCGAACAAUCAUCACAGCACGGACAACCUCGAAAUGCCGACCGAAGACGACGAGCACUGUGGGGUUGUACAUGUGAGUGAAGUGGAUGAUGAUGAUGAUAACGAUAUUGUUGGUGAGUUGUUGUAUUCCGAUUCUCUUGUUGAAGCGUAUUUUAAUCUAGUGUUUCCGAUUUAUUGGCCAAUGCCGCCGUGUGAAAGCGUUGAGGUGGUGCAGAAAGAAUACAAACAUCGUUUAAGCGCAUUUGAAGCUGAGCAACUCAACAAGGGUUCAACAAGCAAAAGAGAAGAGUGGAUGGUUAAGUUACCCAAAAAACUGAAUAGUUUCGGACUGGGUGCAAGAACAUUUUCGAAAUCAAGUGCUGGUGGCUCUUUAACAGAUCAAGAUGGUGUGCGUGAAUGGACCGAAACCCCACAGCAGAAGGCUGCUAGAUUAUCAUCGGUUUGUUUUCCUUGUAGCGAUAAUGAACCAACAUCUUCAUCAACAGACACGAGCAAUCGUUUGCGUAGUGCAAGUCUGGCUGAAAGAGAUCUCUUGCAGCAACAGCGCGCCUCGAAUCUCAAUAAGGAUCGAAAUGCUUCAUUGCUGGAAAUACAUCGAAGAAAGCGGAAAGCAGAUGAUGGCUGUGGUGAUUCGCUAUCUGUCUGUUCACGUUUUCUUUCCUCUCUCAUUCGUAUGAUACUUUUCCAGAAUGAACAGUCCACCAGUCGGCAUGCAUUCGAUCGAGAACGAGAUAUGCAGAUCGCAAAUAAUCGAGGACUGUUCCAAAUAAUUUGUGCUUCACAGAGAACACUAGAACAUCAGGUAUAUUUUAAGGUGAAAGGUUUACGUGGUGAUGCAAGUGUCGAUGAAAUCAAAGAACGUUGCGGAAAGUUGGCUUCUCGAUUCGGUCAUUCAUCCACUCAAAAGUUUUUGUAA